Chionomys nivalis (European snow vole) is the source of this 643-nucleotide messenger RNA. It is a transcript of the gene Ten1, whose product is annotated as TEN1 subunit of CST complex. Gene Ontology annotation, cellular component: CST complex. The transcript is spliced from 4 exons. Gene Ontology annotation, molecular function: telomerase inhibitor activity; single-stranded DNA binding; telomeric repeat DNA binding. NCBI's taxonomy places the organism in Eukaryota, Metazoa, Chordata, Mammalia, Rodentia, Cricetidae. The record is from RefSeq and is a predicted model, not a curated record. The coding region runs from base 182 to 607 and encodes 141 amino acids. Gene Ontology annotation, biological process: negative regulation of telomere maintenance via telomerase.
CCCGCCGGCUCCACCACGCCCCGUCCUCGCCGCCACUCGCCGCGUGACCGGCAGUGAUCACGGAAGCCGGGACCGCCCGCCGGACGGACGAAUCCCCUGCCGCGGGCCAGGGGAAGUCCCCGAGCCGCUCUUCGUCAAGGAGACCAAGGAAUUUUCAAAUCUCCAUCCUGUUUGGUUCCUGAUGCCAUCGAUGCUGCCCAGACCUGGGAUCUACUACUUCCCCUGGGAAGUCAGUGAUGGCCAAGUUCCCGACGGAAGCACGCUGCGAACUUUUGGCAGGUUGCUCCGCUACGACAUGACACGCUCCCUGGUGACCCUGGCAGCACAGCAAAGACCUGAUCAGUGCCAGCUGCAUGUCUGCACGAAGUUGGUGGAGCCUUUUGAGCCGUGUGUGGGCUUCCUGUACAUGGUUCUUGGAGAGCUGGAGCAUGAGGAGGAUGGAGGUUCUGUGGUGAAGGCCCGACUGCUCACCUGUGUGGAGGGCAUGGAUCUGUCCUUGUUAGAAAAAGCCAUCCUGGAGCAGAGGCUGUGCCUGCAGAAGAAGCAGCAGCCAAUAGGAGUCGCCAGCUCCUUGCCCACGCCUCCAGCUGCUCCUCCUUCCCAUUGACAGCCUUCGCCUGGAACCAGAAAGCAGCAGCCGGGG